Camelina sativa (false flax) is the source of this 1262-nucleotide messenger RNA. RefSeq names its product blue copper protein-like. The record is from RefSeq and is a predicted model, not a curated record. Lineage: Eukaryota; Viridiplantae; Streptophyta; Magnoliopsida; Brassicales; Brassicaceae. Gene Ontology annotation, molecular function: electron transfer activity. Gene Ontology annotation, cellular component: plasma membrane.
AUUACGAUUCAUCUAGAGAAAAAGGAAAUAAACUAAACAAAAUCCUAAAAGGACUAUGAUAGAAUAGAAGCUCGUAAUUUUAUAUAAAUAGGACACAUAUACGUGACUUCUUUUUAUCACCAACACAUUCUCAGAGUUCAGAUAUCUCAUCAUAUAUUCUACAUCUUCUUCCUAUCCAUACGAUUCGAAUCAUGGCCACAAAGAUGAUCUUUGGUUUCGUGCUUGUGAUCAUGUUUCUCUUGGGUUCCAGCUCCGCUAAAACCUACAAAGUCGGAGGUUCCAAUUAUGGCUGGACGGUAAAGGACGACUCUUGGACUGAACAUAAGGAAUUCCACGUUGGAGAUUCACUAGUUUUCGAAUACGAUCAGAACGUCAACGACGUCACUCAAGUAUCCAACGCUUUAGAGUAUGAUUCAUGUGAUUCUUCUUCUCCUAAAGUUGUUUACAACACAGGACACGACGUCGUAACCUUCACGGAACCAGGACAUCACUAUUUCAUCACCUCAAAUCAUAAUCAAUGCUUCUGGGGAAUGAAACUCGAUGUUCUUGUCGUCCAUGACUCGUCACGUCCGACUCCUCUACCAACGCCACCACCAUCUAGGAAGAUCCAUGGCCCAUCAGGUCCGAUUCCUUCACCACCACCACCGAGGGAGAUCCAUGAUGAGCCGUCACAUCCGGUUCCUCCACUACCACCACCGACGAGUAUCCAUGAGCCGUCACGUCCGAAUCCUUCACCACCACCGAGCAAGAUACUUCCUUCUGGAAGGAUUUACGAAGUCGGUGACACAAGCGGAUGGAGCGUAUAUAACAGUUUCUACUAUUCCAAGUGGAGUGAAGAUAAACAAUUUCGUGUUGGAGAUACUCUCUUAUUCGAAUACAACAAGCACAUCAACGACGUUAGGGAAAUCAGCGGUGAACUUGAGUUCGAAUCCUGCAAACCAACUUCAACUGUAGCCGUGUACAAGACGGGGCACGAUCUCGUUAAGCUCACGAAGCCAGGUGUGCAUUAUUUUGUAAGCUUAAAGACCAGUCUCUGUCAAGCUGGGAUUAAACUUCGUGUCACGGUGCAACCAUCAACCGAAGACGUUACGUUGCCGAGUGUUCCCAAGAAGAAGAUGAAGUCGUCACCUAUUGGCUUCUUCAACAGGUGGUGGUUACGCGUUUUUAGACCUCAUCACUAAUUAAGUAGUCAACCAUUAUGAUUACAUUAGUGUUAUUGAGAGUUUUUUUUUUUUAGCUUUUUGGUUUUCUUUUUUUUUAGU